Molecule: messenger RNA, 552 nt
Organism: Debaryomyces tyrocola
Lineage: Eukaryota; Fungi; Ascomycota; Pichiomycetes; Serinales; Debaryomycetaceae
Source: the annotation of a GenBank genome assembly
AUGUCUUCUAAACAACAAACACCGAAGAAAAAGACCGGAUCUAAGAACCCAAAGAACAAGAAAGGAUCUCAAGAGCAACCUGAGCCUGAAUUGAAACAAGAAGAAGAAGAACCAAAGCCUGUGAGUCUGGACGAAGACGACUCCGAAGAAGACUCUGAGUCCGACUCAGAAUCCGAAGAAGAGUCAGAGACAGAGCCAGAGCCAGAGCCAGAACCAGAACCAGAACCAGAAGCAGCUGAACAACUACCUAAUGGAAAGGCUAGUAAGAAGAAAAAGAAGAAGCAAGCACAAGCUCAGAAAGCUCUUGCUCCACAAGAACGCAAAAAGCAGCAGCAAAUGGCCAAGAUUGAUGAUGAUGAUGUGGAGGAAGAAUCUCAACAGCAACAACAACAGAUGCAGCAGCAGUCACAGCAAGAACAGGAGCCGCAGGAACAGAAAGGUGGUGGCGAUGACCAAGGUGCAUUAAGAUUAAGACUUGACUUGAACUUGGAUGUUGAUAUAGAACUUCGUGCCAAGAUUAAGGGUGAUGUCACCUUGGCCUUAUUGAAUUAA